Messenger RNA from Porites lobata, 2342 nucleotides. The record is from the annotation of a GenBank genome assembly. NCBI's taxonomy places the organism in Eukaryota, Metazoa, Cnidaria, Anthozoa, Scleractinia, Poritidae.
AUGGCUGAUAAGCUAUCCGUGAGUGAUCGUGUAACUAAAGUUUAUCAAGCUGCUCGAGACGGUUCUUCUGAUCUGACUGAUCUUUUAAAGCAGCUGAAAACUGAACAAAGAAAAACCGCUUUGGAAACAAAAACUAAAGAUGGCGGCCAUUUUGUCACUCCUCUCAUCACCGCUGCUCAUAAUGGACACCUGACUUCUGUGAAGUUUCUUCUGGGAUAUGGAGCAGACAUCGAGGCUCGAGGAACGCUUAAGAUAAGGGACCAAGUUAUAGAGGGUUGUACACCUUUGUGGGCCGCUGCUGAGUCUGGUCGUCUUGAUGUUGUGAAGCUGUUAAUCGAACAAAAUGCAGACGUUGAAGGCAGAACAUCGACGGAUUCGACGCCUUUAAGGGCUGCUGCCCACGAAGGACACCUUGACGUUGUGAGAUGUUUGGUUGAGAGAGGGGCAGAUGUGAAUGCACGCAAUCAGUAUAAGGGCACUCCUAUAAUGGCAGCGUGUGACUAUGGCCAUUUAAGUAUUGUUACUUAUCUUAUUAACAAAGGCGCCUUUGUGGAUCUACAAGCCAAAAAUGGCAAUACUGCACUUCACGCCGCUGCUGAAAGGGGUCACUUGGAGACAGUCAGUCAACUUUUGGUUCUUGGAGCAUCACAACUGCCAAAUAAUAAAGGUUUAACACCUCUUCUCUAUGCCUGUGAUAAAUGUUCCAUUGAAAUCGUGGAAUAUCUUAUCAAAAGACCGGAAUGUACAAAGGAACAGAGAAUUGAUGCUCUUGAACUUCUUGGUGCCACCAUUGCCAUUGAUCGACCUUGUGACACUGAGGACAUGAAGAAAGCUUUUAGUUAUAUGAAGCGUGGAAUGGAAGAGAGGUAUGAAGACCUGGCGCACCCAUUGCUUAAAAAGAAAAUGGAACCUGUGGAAGCUUAUCAAAAUAGAAAAGAGAGUCAAACUCUUGAGGAACUUGCUCUGUUAGCGGGUGAUGCUCAUGCUAUCGGCAUGGAAGGACUUAUCAUCAAAGAGAGAAUUCUUGGGUCUGACAAUCCAGAAGUUCGUUUCUCAAUCAGAUACCGGGGAGAUGUUUUCGCUGACAAUAAGCAGUACGAGCUUUGUCUUGGUUUGUGGAAACGAGCGAUGGAGAAAGCCACGAACAACGAUGAUUCAAUAAUAGGAGAUCUUGAAUCCUACUUAUCUGUAUUUGGAGAAAUGCUACAAAACAGAAUACUCUUAAGACCAAACUUCAUUGAAGACGUAUUUGAAAUACUAGUUGCUGUAAGUGAGAAACGGACAGAAAAAUUACAAGAGGGGCAUGGAAACGAGGAGCUAAAAAACACGCUUUAUUAUGCUCUGUAUCUUUUGAUGAUAUACACCAAAGUUAAAAUUCAAAAUGCCAGCAUGAUUGACUGUCUUCAAAGAUUCCUGCGUUUAAACCUUAGUUGCAGUGAUGGAAAUACUCUACUGCACUUAGCUGCGUGGCACGAAACUCCAAUUAAAGAAGACAACGUGCGAAGUGUGUGCAAGCUUCCCUGUGUUGAGACCAUGAAGCUUAUUUUACAUGCAGGGUGUGAUGUAAAUGCCUUUAACAACGAGGGAAAUACACCUCUCCAUCUAGCUGUGACGUUCAAGCCUGCUGAUCCUGAAGAAGUCGUGAUUUUGUCAGAAAUGCUGCUGUUGCUGUUAGAUAUCGGUGCAGACCCGAAGCUGGCAAACAAGAAUGGUCAAACACCACUGGACAUCUGUCAGCCUGACGAGGCUCGUAGGAUCCUGUCCGAGAAAGGAAGACUGAGUGCCAAGGGUGUCGAUUUCAGAGAUGUGAGUUAGUUAUGAAUGUUAACAUAUUAUAAUUCCCUAAAAUCAUUACAGUAACCUGUGUCCCGAAAUGAGAGCUAGUGUUUACUUCCGUGUACGUACGUGGCGUUUUCGUGACGUAUCCAUGACAGCUAGAUCGUGGUUUAGAGACGUUUUAGCAUAAAAAUAAAUAGUGUGGUUUAUAGUCCAUUAAUUGUACUUCGAUAUAAUAAUAUUCAACAUGAUAGCGAGUCUAAGAGGACAGAAACAAUGAAACUAAAUAAACAUGUUUAUUCAUUUUCUUGGUUUGUGUUUCCUACAACUCGCCAUUAUGCUGAAUUAUGGUCUGUUGCUUUGGUACCCUCUGAAUUCGUAAUGUUUUAUUUUCUUUUUUCCCAAAGGAUGGAAAAGUCGGAAGUGGAACUGGUACGAAAAGAGGGAGAGGAGGAUUUGCUCCUAGAACAGGAAAAGACCUAAAUGACAACAAUCAGAAGGCAACUGUAACAAAGGAAAUAUCAGGUAAGAGAAUUAAGCUAUUAAAAGGACACAUUUUGUUUUAA